UCGAUGCAUUGAAAGAAAACCAUAAUCAAUAAAAUUUACAAAACUGUCUUAACCAGUGUAAAUUAUAAGACUCCUUAUUAUUUUUCAGCACAAAAAUGGACGAUUUGUGCACAACGUGUUUAUGCUCUGGACGAAGCUUAUAUUUUCUGGAAGAUACGGCAUAUUAUCACAUGUAUUUACAAAUAUUCAAUGAAUUACAGCCAGAAAUGCGAGUCCGCAUCUGUUGGGAGUGCCGAGCGCUGCUCCGUCGUUUCCAGCAGUUCCGGGGCCAGGCGCGUCGCUGUCACCAGCUACUAACUGAACAUGGCACUCCGAAGUACGCACUGUGCCAGCCGCCCCGGUUGAGCGUUCAUCAGGUCACCGCUACCAGUUACCCGCUAGAUGUGAAGGUCGAGCCAACAGAGACUAUUGUGGAGAUCAUUGACAACAUCAAGAUAGAAGUAGAUGACGCCAUAGUGGAGCAUUGCGAACCAGAGACAUUUGUGAACGAGCUAGACUUGAACAAGACUGAGAACCGAGAGAAGACCGAGGAUUUGAAAAAGCCAAGCAAGAAAAAGAAGAAAAAAAUAAAAGGGAAUAAAAAGAAGAAAAAGAAAUUGGAAGAACCACUGUCAGACGGAUUUAGCGAUCGAGAAUGUGAUUUUAAAAUUGACAUUGUUGACAAUUUUGACAAUAUUAGGAAUACUGCCAAUAUAGACAAAGCAACCAAUAAUGUUGACAAUUUUGACAAUGCAGCUCACAAUUUUGACAAUAUUGAUAACUAUGACAAUGUUGAAAAACCAGAGGAAAAAGUGAUUGAAGCAAAAUGUAUGUGUUCUCAAUGUGGACUGACAUUUGACACUAAAAAGCAGAUGGACUUACAUGUCAAAAAAGAUCAUCUAAAGGGAGAGGGUGUGAACGAGAAAGUUAGAACCCGGAGUAAAGAGGUGUUAGCUGAGAAACCGACUUGUGCUGAGUGUGGCAAGGUGUUCAGCUCCAGAAAGACCUACAGAUAUCAUCUCAAUGUCUUACAUAAAGGGCAGAACAGAUACCCUUGUCCGCGGUGCGGAAAAGUGUACCAAUGGAAGAGUAACCUCGGUCGACAUCUCAGGACGCAUAAGGCUAGAGACGACGGUGAACUGUACUGUGAGCUGUGCGACAAAAGAUUCGCGUCCGUAGCUACUUACAGGCAACAUUUACGGGUGUCAAGACGCCAUGUUUCUGAAAGCGAGUUCAGUUUUGUAUGCAACGAUUGCGGCAAGAAAUUCGUCAACAAAACUCGGUUAAGGGACCACGUGGACUGGGAGCAUCUCAAGAAGAUCAAGUUUCGAUGCCAGCUCUGUAACAAGCCUUUCAAAUGUCACACAUCGUUGUACGUGCAUCUACAAAACGUUCAUAGAAAUAAGGAGAAAAAAGACAACCUGUGCCAUGUCUGCGGUAAAUCUUACCAGAACGCGGCCAAACUAAAAUAUCACAUAGUGGCCAUGCACACACGUGAAACUCCGUACCAGUGCGGUCAGUGUGGAGCGGCCUUUGGAUGGUACUCGAGUCUGUACCGACACAUACGGGAGGUGCAUUACAAGAUGAAAGUGCAGCCGAAAAAGGCAAAGAAGGGGAAAAAGAUAGAAGAUAUGGAUAUUAUGCCUAUGCCCGGGCCCGCUUAAACAUACGUACAGACAGACAGACAAUUUUAUAGGGGGUGCUACUGCAAUUUUAGUCGCUAUUUAGGGUUCUGUACCUUAAAAAGAUAAGAUAUAGUACAUUACGAUACAGGUGCGGAAAGAAGGAAGUUUGUAACGAGUGGCGAUAAAUUUUUCGCACGUGUAUCGUACGACGUUUUUCAUUACAGAUCGCAGUUUCCACCUGACAAGAACUGAACCACUUCUCGCACUAGUGCGUAAAAAACACCAUCUGUACUGAAAGAUAUGUUUGUACUGAAAAACGUCGUACGAUACACGUGCGAAAAAGGAAAUGCGUAACUCGUGUCGAUUUAAAACACUCCCUUCGGUCGUGUUUUUAUUUAUCGCCAAUUCGAACUUCCUCUUUUUCACACUUGUAUUGUAAUGUAAUAUUAUUUGCAAUAAUACUUACUUCUAGAACAUUUGAACGGCCCCUUUACCAUAAGCGACAACUGGUACCUUUUACCACACCUCGGACACUAAGCGAUCAAAUAUAUGAAAGAGGCGCGUUCCUAGCACACAUUCUAAGCUCGUGUAGGUGAACGCGUACCAUGCUUGUAUGAGUGACAUAUGACAGGUCGACUGUUCGCCUUUUUGACAGGCGGUAACUGUGAGGUAACCGAGAGGGGGUGGGCGGCGCUUUUAGCGGGGAGCGGGAGUGGCCAUACUGUACGAUAGUACUCUUUAUUAUACUGUGCUUUUACUGGAGCGCGUCACAAACAGGACCUUUUGUAAUGGAAUACCACAUUAUUGAUAUGAUCAGACUGAAUUAUAUUUAAGUAUCUUUACAAUGUAAUGAAUAAUGAA
Molecule: messenger RNA, 2465 nt
Organism: Leguminivora glycinivorella
Lineage: Eukaryota; Metazoa; Arthropoda; Insecta; Lepidoptera; Tortricidae
Product: zinc finger protein 184-like
Exons: 12
Coding region: 96-1643 (515 amino acids)
Biological process (GO): regulation of transcription by RNA polymerase II
Molecular function (GO): DNA-binding transcription factor activity; RNA polymerase II cis-regulatory region sequence-specific DNA binding
Source: RefSeq, a predicted model, not a curated record